Paralichthys olivaceus (Japanese flounder) is the source of this 1062-nucleotide messenger RNA. Lineage: Eukaryota; Metazoa; Chordata; Actinopteri; Pleuronectiformes; Paralichthyidae. The record is from RefSeq and is a predicted model, not a curated record.
CCUCUGGCUCAGAUCACAUGAAGGGACUGAAGGGACCUCUGCUGAAGAGGAAGCUUCACUUCAGUCGGACAGUCAGACUCUACUGCUCCUUUGUGACCAAAGAGCUUCUGCUGAGUAAUCCAAAGUACCAUUUCUGGACUGAAUACAUUGCUCCAUUGGAGCUGGAGAGUCCGACUCAGAUUUCUUUAGUGGACGAGGCCUCAGGAGAGAAAGAAGAGAUUGUGGUGACGCUGCUUCCUGCAGGUCAUUGUCCCGGCUCCGUGAUGUUCCUGUUCGAGGGUUCUCAGGGAAACGUGUUGUACACAGGAGACUUCAGGUUCGCUGCUGGAGACGCGUCCAGAAUGGAACAUCUGCACUCCGGCAGCAGGGUUAAAGAUAUUCAGAGUGUUUAUCUGGACUCAACUUUCUACGACCCGCGCUUCUAUCAAAUACCCACUCGAGAGGUGUGUCUGAAGGGCAUCUCAGAGCUCAUCGGUAACUGGAUCAGUCAGAGUUCAUAUCAUGUCGUGUGGCUCAACUGUAAAGCUGCGUAUGGAUACGAAUACUUGUUCACCAACCUGGGAGAAACGUUCAACACACAGAUCCAUGUCAACAACCUGGGGAUGUUCAAGAAGAUGCCAGAGAUCCUGAGCUACGUGACGACUGACCGCAGGACUCAGAUUCACGCCUGUCGACACCCAAAGGAUGAGGAGUACUUACAAGGCAACAGGCUGCCGUGUGGUUGCACAGCCGGCGACGGGACUCGUCUUCAAAUCAUCAGCAUCAAACCGUCGACCAUGUGGUUCGGGGAGAGAACCAAGAAAACCAACGUUGUAAUAAAAACAGGAGCCUUUUCCUACAGAGCCUGUUUCAGUUUCCACUCCUCCUACUGUGAGCUGAAAGACUUUCUGACGUAUCUUCAGCCCGUCAACAUCUAUCCCAGCGUGAUCCCUGUUAAUCGGACACUGGCUGAGGUCACACAGAUGUUGAAGCUGAUGUGCAGGAACCAAUCUGAUCAGCCAGCGUUUGUUUACAAACCUCUGGGAGUCCUGAAACGCAGCCGGAUGGAGCGACCUACCUACG